AUGGAGAUCCAGGAACUGGACGCCGAAGGUCAACCAACGGUAACGUUCAGGUAUGACCCAGUCAGCAUGGCCUUCGAAACGCGCCCUUCGCAGCGCUCAGCAAGUACAUCAUUGAUGAUGAGAUUGAUGGACGUUUUCUUACCCGCUGGGUACCCCUUGAGCGUCACCGCGGAUUACACUCCCUACCAGAUCUACGACACCUUACAGGCUUUCGCUUCCACAAUUGCGGGACUGCUAGCCUCGAGGGCAGUAUUUGUCGGCAUGGGUGUGGGGUCGGAGGAUGCCUCAGUUGUAACCACCAUGCUGCUAUACAUUGCACAAGAAACCAUCGGUCGGCUGGCCACCAUCUUGUUCGCCCACCACUUCUCUCAAAGAAUUGAAGCCGAAGUGAAGUUUUAUCGAUUCUUUGCAGAUAUUGUCAACGACCUUGCUUUCAUCCUGGACUGCUUGAGCCCUGGACUGCCAGUUUUAGGGCGGGUCUGCACGCUUUGCGUCAGUAACGCGUGCCGAGCUGUGUGUGGGGUCUCGGGUGGGAGCUCUAAGGCCAUCCUUUCGUCCCAUUUUGCAAAGUCGGGUAACAUCGGCGAACUCAACGCCAAAGAUGGCAGUCAGGAGACUGUUAUCAGCUUGAUCGGCAUGUGGGCAGGAGGGCUUGUCGUCAGCAAAGUCCACGGCACGUGGAACACCUGGUGCUGUCUGCUUCCACUGCUCGCGCUACAUCUGUGGGCAAAUUGGAUGGCAGUCAAGAGCGUACGACUGACUUCGCUCAACAUCGAGAGAGCCAACAUCCUGUUUAGCGCGCUUCUUCAGGGUCAGGUCAAGGACCUGAACGCGAUAGGUAAGGAGGAAUCGAUCUUGGGCUUGGCUAAGAUUUUGCCUAUGCGGUUAAGCACUUUCCGGGUUGGCGUUAGCGUGUCGGACUUCUUACAUGACUUACCUGGCGACUACAGUGAUCAAGGCCGAAAGUGUAGGCAUCUUAACCGGUUGCGGCAGAUAUUCCAAGACGAAGACUAUGUGCUCUGGCAAGACGCUCAAACCAAGCGAGGGACUGUAUUGCUGAAAGAAGCGGCAACAGGCGAGACGCAGGCAAAAGCCAUAUGCCACUAUCUUCGGAUUUCCGUGCCGAUAUUGAAAGAUUCCGAGCCUGCAGAACCAUUGCAAUAUCGCGAUCAGAGCAAGCCCGCCCAGGGGCUUCUGGCAGACGGUGACUCAGAGCCAAGAUUCACCGCCAGUCAUGACAACAACAAUAGCGUCGGCGAGUUGGUAAGCGACGUUGGUGGGGAUCAAGAUUUUGAGUUGAUCUCUGAGUGUCUCCGACAAAACAGGCUGCAGUGGCAGAAUUUGCGAGAUCAAGCCGACGGCGCCGGGUGGGAUCUCAGUCUAACAAAUCUUGUCUGCGGCCGAUACCAUCGAGUUCGAAUGACUGAUACGCAAUUCGAGAAGAAAGACCAAUGA
This is a messenger RNA of Cladophialophora carrionii CBS 160.54, 1455 nucleotides long. RefSeq lists its product as uncharacterized. The record is from RefSeq and is a predicted model, not a curated record. The transcript has a single exon. Lineage: Eukaryota; Fungi; Ascomycota; Eurotiomycetes; Chaetothyriales; Herpotrichiellaceae. Bases 1 to 1455 code for a protein of 484 amino acids.